Symbiodinium natans is the source of this 1254-nucleotide messenger RNA. The record is from the annotation of a GenBank genome assembly. Lineage: Eukaryota; Dinophyceae; Suessiales; Symbiodiniaceae.
AUGUCGCUGCUGAACGAGGUGAGCCGGCUUGGCCUGGACUUGGGGCCAGAGGCACUAUCUGCACUGGAGAGUUUGCCCUACAACCAUGCCUUGGAGCUCCUGGAGGCCACGCAGCAGAAGUACCAGGGCGGAUCCCUCAAGGAUCCCACAAACUACAUCUGCGCGACCGUCAAGCGGGGGUAUGUUCCACGCAGCAGCAUGCACACUACGGGUGCCAUCGGCGGGAAAGGCCAAAUCUCGCAGCCACCACCUCCGGCGGCACCGCGGGGAUCGAAUGCCGAGGCAGCAGCACAGGCGCUGAUCAACACAAAAGGCAUGCAGAAGGCAGAGGAAGCCGGCCUGUCAUUGACCGACGAGGCUGUACAGGCCCUUCUCACGGUCCCUGCGUCGCAUGCCUCGGAGAUUUUGGAGGCUGUGGCCGAAAAGCACACCGAGCUUCGGGAUCCCUCCAACUACGUCGUUGCCACCAUUUCCCGCGGAUAUGUGCCGCGAUCCGAAGCUGGCGGCAGCUUUGGCAAAGGCGGGGGCUUCGGCGGAGGCGGCGGCUACGGCGGAGGCUACGGGGGUGGCAAGUCGGGCAGCAGCCUCUAUGAAUCUAUCUACGGCCGUGGUCGACCAGGCUUUGACGGGCCGUAUGGGGGUGGUGGCAAAGGCUACGGCUACAGUGCCCCCAUUGGUGGCGGCAGCAGUUACGGAAAAGGCUGUGGCGGCUAUGGGGGCGGCUAUGGGGCCGGCCCCAGCUAUGGUGGAAGCAGUUACUCUUCCUGGGGAGGAAAGGAUGGCGGCAAGGGCUCACGCGGCGGCCUCCUCCCCGAGGACAUCACGACACUGGAGAAGUCCGUGCUGGACUUGAAUGAGCAGGAUCUGUGGGCAGGCCAGGAAAUUUCUCCUGCCACGCUGCUGGCCCUGCGCUGCAUUGGUCUGGACGACGCCUUGGAGUUACUCCAGAACCUUCAGUCCAAGGGCAUGAGCAAAGGUAGCAAGGGCAUUGGCAACCUGAACAACUACAUCCAGGCCGCCAUUUCCAACAUCCUGCGCGACGGCCCGGGUGGCAAGGGUGUUGGCGGCAAGAACCACACCGGCAACCAGAGUCGCAUGAAGGCUGAAGAGUUGGGCUUGGUCCUGGAUGAAAGCACCUUUGAGACCUUGGCGCGCAUGCCCCUCAGGAGGGCCACUGCGCUAAUCGAGCAAGCGUCGCAGAGGCAAGCAGAGGGAGAAGACCCCAACAUCUUCAUCGAACGAGCCCUGGCGUGA